Schistosoma rodhaini is the source of this 2222-nucleotide messenger RNA. The record is from the annotation of a GenBank genome assembly. NCBI's taxonomy places the organism in Eukaryota, Metazoa, Platyhelminthes, Trematoda, Strigeidida, Schistosomatidae.
UGUUGACUCACUUCUGUAAAAAAAUAAUCAAAAAUUUUGAAAGGGUUAUAUCUGAAACUGGUGAAAAUUAUUCGUCAACUAACUUCUAACUACGACGUUCAGCAUACGAAAAUUUGAACUAUUUAAUCGACAGCCCGUCAGUCCAAACUCUUUCUGAACGGCGCACACGUGAAUUAGAGGAUGACGUUAUCGACUAUUUCGGAUGAAGCAGAAGCAUUAAAAGAAGAAGCUAACAAAUUUUUUAAAGGUAAUGCAUGGACAAACCUCACGCACACAAAUAUGGACACAUGUAUAACGGUAUUUUUCAACUAGAUGGGGACUACGAAAAAGCCAUCGAUGCAUACACAAAGGCGAUCGAAAUUCGGGAAACUGCUGUCUAUUUGGCCAACAGAAGCCUCGCUUAUCUUCGUACAGAGUGUUUCGGUUAUGCUUUGGAUGAUGCUUCUAAAGCUAUAUCUUUGGAUAGUUCCUAUGUGAAGGGUUAUUAUCGCAGGGCAUCUGCACACAUGGCAUUAGGUCAGUAUAAGGAGGCGUUGACUGACUACGAAACUGUUAUUCGAGUUGCACCUAGUGACAAAAUGGCUCGUGAGAAGUUGACUGAAUGCCGGAAAAUAAUUCGUCGCAAAGCAUUUGAAAAAGCCAUUGCAGUAGAAGAUCAGCCAUCUCCACUAGAAUCUUUUGAUCUGUCAACAAUUACUGUAGAAUCUAGUUACGAUGGUCCGCACUUAGAACAGGAUAGCAAUGGGAAAUACUUUGUCACGGAGUCGUUUAUGUUAGCUUUAAUGGAGCAUUACAAAUCUCAGAAAGUAUUACACAAGAAAUAUGCCAUAAUAAUAAUGAGAGAAAUUUUCUUAUAUCUCCGCGACUUACCAAGUUUGGUAGACAUUAAAGUCCCAGAAAAGUCUAAGUUUACUGUUUGUGGGGAUAUACACGGUCAGUUCUACGAUCUUAUGAACAUAUUUCAAAUCAACGGGCUUCCGAGCAAAGAUAAUCCUUACUUGUUCAAUGGUGACUUUGUUGAUCGGGGAUCGUUUUCGGUGGAGUGUAUUUUCACUUUGUUCGGGUUUAAGCUUCUUUAUCCAGACAAGUUUUAUCUUUCCAGAGGUAAUCAUGAAUCCGAACACAUGAAUAGACUUUAUGGCUUUGAAGGCGAGGUAAAGUCAAAAUAUUCUUCUGAAGUGGCCAAUAUGUUCACGGAUAUAUUCAACUGGUUACCUCUAUGCCAUCUUAUUAAUGAAAGAAUUCUGGUUAUGCAUGGUGGAUUGUUCGAACGCGAAAAUGUCACAUUAGAUGAAAUAAAAAAAGUGUCUCGAAAUCGUCAACCUGACGAAGGCACUAUAAUGUGUGAAUUGCUGUGGUCUGAUCCAAUGGAGGCUGAAGGUCGAGCCCAUUCUAAACGUGGAGUCGGUUGUCAAUUCGGUCCUGAUGUCACUGAAAAGUUCUGUAAGCAAAACGGUCUAGACUAUAUUAUUAGAAGUCAUGAAGUGAAAGAUGAGGGUUACGAAGUUGCUCAUAAUGGUCGCUGUAUUACUGUUUUCUCAGCUCCUAAUUACUGUGACACAAUGCACAAUCGAGGAGCUUUUAUUACAUUGAUAGGUAGUGAUGAACCAGGAGAAAUGUCUCCAAUGUUUACCAGCUUUACGGCAGUACCUCAUCCAGAUGUGCGCCCAAUGGCUUACGUGAAUCCAUUACUUUCCAUGUUCAUGUGAUUUGUACAUUGCUUUUUCCUAUUUUGUGCCUUAAACUGGUUACUGAACAUUGAUAGAUGCAUAUUUAAAUCAACACACAUAUAUACAGUUAACUUGACUAAUGUAUCAAUUGUUCAUUGUACACAUUAUAUUGUCAAAGUUCUCACGUAACAUUUUCUUACUCAUUUUUGACUGGCUUACUUUUAAGUCAAGGAUUCUCAUGUUUGCAUUUUUAAUUCCAUUGUAAUAAAGUUACUUUAGGAAAAUGUAAAAAAAAAUUUAUUCACAUUCUUAUUACUAUUAUUAUUAUUAUUAUUACUACUACUCACACUGAUACCAUUGUUUGAAUUUGUGAAGGCUAUUUUCCAAUUUAGUCCAACUACCAGUUCUCAUUUAUUCUAGGGUUGAUUUUGCAAGUAUAUUAGAAGAAAUCAUUAAGCUUCAUUUAUUUUAUCGUCUUACUGUAUCAUGUUUGAAUAAAAAUUGCGGGGAAUUACUACUAUUAAAUUUAUAUAUAUAUCUAGAAUUAUUCGG